Hippopotamus amphibius kiboko is the source of this 3847-nucleotide messenger RNA. RefSeq names its product SMC5-SMC6 complex localization factor 1 (gene SLF1). The transcript is spliced from 21 exons. Gene Ontology annotation, molecular function: protein binding. The record is from RefSeq and is a predicted model, not a curated record. NCBI's taxonomy places the organism in Eukaryota, Metazoa, Chordata, Mammalia, Artiodactyla, Hippopotamidae. Gene Ontology annotation, biological process: positive regulation of double-strand break repair. Bases 74 to 3247 code for a protein of 1057 amino acids.
GCUGCAGCGGCAGUCGCCUUUCCUGUUACCGCCGCCGCACGGAGGAAGCAGCCCAGAAACUCCGGCCGGGAAGAUGGAAGAUAGUGCCCCAAAGCAUAUUAUCCAGAUGACAGGAUUUAAGAUGGAAGAAAAAGAAGCUCUAGGCAAAUUGCUUUUAAAACUAGAUUGCACUUUUAUCAAGAGUGAGAAAUACAAAAAUUGUACACAUCUAAUAGCUGAACGGCUGUGUAAGAGUGAGAAAUUUUUAGCAGCUUGUGCAGCAGGAAAGUGGGUACUAACUAAGGACUACAUAAUUCAUAGUGCCAAAAGUGGCAGAUGGCUUGAUGAAACAACUUACGAAUGGGGAUAUAAAAUUGAAAAAGACUCGCAUUAUUCACCUCAAAUGCAGUCUGCACCUAAAAGAUGGCGUGAAGAACUGAAACGCACUGGUGCUCCCGGAGCCUUCCAUAGAUGGAAAGUUGUCCUCCUUGUUAGAGCUGAUAAGCGAAGUGAUUCUCUAGUAAGAGUUUUGGAGGCUGGAAAAGCAAAUGUUAUUUUACCAGAAAAUUCACCAAGUGGAAUAACUCAUGUGAUCGCCAGUAAUGCGAGAAUCAAGGCUGAACAAGAAAAAGAUAAUUUUAAGGCUCCGUUUUAUCCAAUUCAGUAUCUAGGAGAUUUUCUUUUAGAGAAAGAAAUUCAGAAUGAUGAAGAUUCCCAAACCAAUUCUGUUUGGAAUAACCAUAGCAAUCAAGAAAAAAACAAAGAUUUCUGGAAAGAUAUGGGAUUUCUUGAAAUGAAAGAUGCCUUAAAAGAGACCAUGUGCAGAACCCAGAAAGAAAUGAAAAAUCAUGAUGAAGAUGUUAAUAUUACUUCUAUUUUGACUGAACAUCACAGAAAAGAAAAGUUCAGAGAUUGUAGUAAAGAUUUGAAAUUUGUUAAAAUGAGAAAUGCCAUAGCAAGGCACCCAUAUGGAAAUCAGAAGGAAAUUAAGAAAAAGGAUGAAGAUAUUCAAAGGAGUUAUACUUUAAGGAAAAAACGCAAAAAAGAGAAAGAAAGAGAUUCCAGGAAGGAGAUUGAACAUGACAAAAGUACCUUAAGAAAGCACAUUUAUAGAGAUCAGGAAGAAAUGAAGAAUUCUGUUUUUGCUGAUCAUGCCAAAGAAUCAAAAACCAAGGAUAUCAGGACAGAUGUGGAUAUUGUUGACAUAAAAAAUGCCUUAAGGAAACACAUAUAUAGAGCUCAGGCUGUAAGAUACAACUCGAUUAGAAUAGAUAAACAACCAGUAUACAAUGUUGAGGUUAAAAAUGCAGAAUUUCCCCGAGGUGUAUUAAAUUUAAUUGAAAGCCUUAUAGAAGGACAGUUUUUUAAAGAAGCAAUUGAGGAAAUUUCCUCUUUGCAAGCAGAUUAUAUCCCUCCUGUUUGCCUUCUUCAUGCUCUUCUGGAGAACAUUCUACAGGAUAACAUAGAUACGUUUUCUGGUCGAUACUUUCAUAUAUUGUCAGCUCUUCUUCACCUUCACCCUCCUUGGAAGUCCCCAGCCAUGUCAAGAUACUACUUAGAGUUGUUUCAGUGUCCAACUUGUAUGAAAGGAGCAUGGUCUCUUAUAGAAGUCCUUAUCAGGUCUUGCCUUUUCAAUGAAAGUUUUUGUCAUCAAAUUUCAGAAAAUAUUAAUGGCUCUAAGGUGCUCCACCUGACACUGCUCAAAUUUUUCUUUAAUUUAGUUGAAAGUGAAGUUCGACAUCUGAGUCAAAAGUUGUAUGACUGGUCAGAUUCUCAGAGUCUGAAAAUAACAGGAAAGGCAAUUCUUCUUGAAAUCUUUUGGUCAGGAAGCGAAACAUCUGGGCUUUUGACCAAACCAGUAAAUAUGCUUUUGGAGUGGACUAUAUAUUCUCACAAGGAAAAAUGCAAGUCUAAUGAUGUCUUCAAACAUGAACUAGCUUACUUACUGACUGGAAUUCUUGGAGCAGCAGUAGAUUAUUGGAUUGUCCUUGGUCUUAAGAUGGGUAGAAACGUGAUGCGACACAUGUCUGAUGACUUAGGAAGUUAUGUUUCCCUUUCAUGUGAUGACUUUUCUUCACAGGAAUUAGAGAUUUUUAUUUGUUCCUUUUCCUCUUCGUGGCUUCAAAUGUUUGUUGCAGAGGCAGUCUUUAAAAAGUUGUGUUUACAGAGUUCCAUUAAUAUUUCUUCUGAGCCACUCUCUCUUCAGAAAAUGGUAUGUUCCUAUUUGCCAGCUUUGGGGAAGACUGGUGUGCAUGGGACUGGAAAGUUGCAGAUACCAAAGAAAAUAGGACAGCGGCCUUGCUUUGAAUCUCAGAGGGCCUUAAUAAUGCUGAAUGGUGCUAAACAGAAACAAGUUGAAGGGCUGCCAGAGUUACCAGAGCUGAAUCUUGCUAAAUGCUCCUCAUCAUUAAAAAGAUUGAAAAAGAAGUCAGAAGGAGAAUUGUCGUGUUCCAAGGAGAAUUGCCCCUCUUUAGUUACAAAGAUAAAUUUUCACAAGACUAAUUUAAAAGGAGAAACAGCCCUCCAUAGAGCUUGCAUAAAUAACCAAGUGGAGAAAUUGAUUCUUCUUCUCUCUAUGCCAGGAAUAGACAUCAAUGUUAAAGACAAUGCUGGCUGGACGCCUUUGCAUGAAGCCUGUAACUAUGGCAACACAGUGUGUGUCCAGGAAAUUUUGCAACGUUGUCCAGAGGUAGAUCUGCUCACUCAAGUGGACGGGGUGACUCCUUUGCAUGAUGCACUGUCAAACGGACAUGUAGAAAUUGGCAAGCUGCUACUCCAGCAUGGGGGCCCAGUGCUUCUACAGCAGAGGAACUCUAAGGGGGAAUUGCCCUUGGAUUAUGUGGUAUCAUCUCAAAUCAAAGAAGAACUAUUUGCUGUCACAAAAAUAGAAGAUACAGUGGAGAACUUUCAUGCACAAGCAGAGAAACAUUUUUACCACCAGCAGCUUGAAUUUGGCUCAUUUUUACUUAGUAGGAUGUUGCUAAGUUUUUGUUCAAUUUUUGGUUUGUCUUCAGAGUUGUUCUUAGCUUUCAAAGGAUUAACUCAUCUAAAUGAGCUGCUUAUAGCUUGUCAGAAUUAUAAGGAAACCACUAGUGCUCAUACUGACUGGUUAUUGGAUCUUUAUGCUAAAAAUAUAAAGACAUUGCAGAAGCUCCCAAAUAUUCUUAAGGAACUGCCUGAGAAUUUAAAAGCGUAUCCUGGAGUACACACUGAGGCCUUAUUGGUGACAUUGGAAAUGAUGUGUCGGUCGGUCACAGAGUUUUCAUGAUGAUGCCAAAAAAUAUGGGUCAACUUUCUAAACCUGCUCAGCUUGCUUUGUUAUUUAUUAUGGACUUUAUAGCUUAUUAACAAAUAUUCAUUUCAUUUAUUUAUUGACAGAAUUUGCAGCCUUGCUAAAUCUUCAAAGCACUUAAAGAGCGUAUGCAAAACUAUAGUAUAGGCUUCUUUUUCCAAUGUGUAGAAUUUAACUCAAAAGUAAAAAAUAGUUUUGUUUGGUAUAUAUUGCUUUUAUUAAUCCUUAUUAUUUUUUGUUCUAAAAGUGAUAUUUAUUUAUAUUGUACAUGUAAAAAUUUUUAGUUUAAGUAUUUUUUGAAAUCAAAAUGUAAUGUCCUCUAUUCUAGGUGUUCUGAGUCUUAGAAUCAUGGUGAGAAUAUUCAUGCAAAUGUGCACCUAUAAACCUGUGGCUCCCUGUUUCUUCUCUGUAGGCUGUUGGAAUAAAAUAGUCAUUUUAGUUUUACAUGUUUCUAAAAUAAACAUUUCAGAAUUCACAAUAAUAUAUUCUUUUGGUUUUUAAAUGUAGUAAAUAUGCAGAGUUUGAUCAUUUGAUGCCUUGAUUUAUUUUAUUUCAGCAGUUCCUAUACAAAGUGUA